UCCGCGUGCUUCUUCGCUUCCCUCGACCGACUUCACGACGAAUCUCACCAUGUGCAUCGAAAACACCCACAGACACGUACUGGAAAUACAAAGUGCGCCACCAAGCAUCGUCGAGCUGGGUUCGCGCAAGAGAAAAGCCGUUCGGAUGCCGAACCUGCAGCGCUGGGCUAUGGACUCCGAGAACUCCAAGAGCACGGCGUCCGCCAGGGGUGCCUCGGUGCCCUCCUUCCGGGCGUCUAACACCGGUCCCGAGAGCCGCAUGCGCAAGGGUAGCGGCUCUAAGAGCCCUUCGUCAUCGUCAGGGGCACCGGUCGGCUGUCCCGUGGCCGGUGACGACGCCCCGACGACGGCCGCCCCGGCGUCCAGCCAUCCGUCGGCCGCCGCCGCCUCUCUGUGUGCCGGCUGCGGGCUUCCCAUCGUGGACCGGUACAUCCUGCGCGUCAUGGAGCACUCGUGGCACGAGGCCUGCCUCCAAUGCUCCGUGUGCCACGCGCCCCUCGAGCAGUCCUGCUACUCGAGGGACAGGAAGCUCUUCUGCAAGGCCGACUACGACAAGUUGUUCGGUGUCAAGUGCGCGGGAUGCCUCGGUUGCAUCGCGCCCAGCGAGCUGGUGAUGCGCGCCCUGGAACACGUGUUUCACGUGGCCUGCUUCGCGUGCGUCGUGUGCGGCCGCACCCUGCAGAAGGGUGACCAGUUCGUGGUGCGCGCCGCGCGCCUCUACUGCCGGCCCGACUUCGAGAAGGAGAUGGCGCUCGUCUCCAUGGCACAGCACCACGCCAACAGCCAGCCGACACAGCCUCACGCGCCGCCCCAGCACCCGGCUGCGCACGCGCCCAACGCAGCCCUGCCAGGGGCCAGAGGCGAGAACGGUCCUCUGCCGGGCGGGGGUCCCAACGGUCAGCAACCGGGUGCGGGCGGCGGGGCAGCCGCAGUUCGUCCCGACGGCCGCCGGGGUCCUAAGAGGCCUCGCACUAUCCUGACCACGGCGCAGAGGCGCGCUUUCAAGGCAUCCUUCGAGAUCAGCCAGAAGCCAUGCCGCAAGGUUCGUGAGACGUUGGCCAAAGAAACGGGUCUCAGUGUGCGAAUUGUCCAAGUGUGGUUUCAAAACCAAAGAGCGAAGUUAAAGAAGAUCCAGCGCAAGCAGCAGCAACAGCAACAGCAGCAGCAGCAGAGCCAGCAGAACGCGGGGGGAGACAGCUCGGGCAGCGAGAUGGCCUCCUCCACCAAGGACUCCAAGAAGAGCGACGAUGGCCGCCAGUCGGCAUCGCCGGCCGACCUUAGCUCUCCGCCAUUCUCGAGGCUAGGCCUUCUCGAACCGUCUGCCGUGGGGUCUCCGUACCAUCUGCAACCGCUGCCUUACGGUACGCACCACGACGGUUCCUAUUACGGGCCGACGCACGUCGACCCGACGUACCUCAAGUCGGAGAUCUCGAUGGAGAGCGAGACGUCCCUGAGCGGCCUCGAAGACGUCCUGAUCGGCGCCGGAAGCGGCGGCGGCGGCGGACAGCCUCCUCCUCCACUAUCGGACGCCAUGUUUGCCCCGUCGGCCGUGAAUCCCAUCGACAAGCUGUACUCGAUGCAGACCUCCUACUUCAGCAACAACGAGUGCGAGUGCCUGGGCGGCUCCAACUGACGGUGCCAGGGCGCCGCCACCGCGCCGCGCCGCCACCGCAGGCAGCAGGGCAGCCAACGCCAGCCGGCCGCAGUCAGGCAGUAGUGCCUGCCUUGUACCGCAUUGUAACGGCGCGUAACAUUUUCGAACGGGAGGGGACCGCGGACGGGACUGCGCAUGCGUUGCA
Molecule: messenger RNA, 1799 nt
Organism: Rhipicephalus sanguineus (brown dog tick)
Lineage: Eukaryota; Metazoa; Arthropoda; Arachnida; Ixodida; Ixodidae
Product: LIM homeobox transcription factor 1-beta
Exons: 9
Coding region: 50-1633 (527 amino acids)
Biological process (GO): regulation of transcription by RNA polymerase II; neuron differentiation
Cellular component (GO): nucleus
Molecular function (GO): RNA polymerase II transcription regulatory region sequence-specific DNA binding; DNA-binding transcription factor activity, RNA polymerase II-specific
Source: RefSeq, a predicted model, not a curated record